Molecule: messenger RNA, 1719 nt
Organism: Labrus bergylta (ballan wrasse)
Lineage: Eukaryota; Metazoa; Chordata; Actinopteri; Labriformes; Labridae
Source: RefSeq, a predicted model, not a curated record
UUUGCGCGCGCUGCUGGUCUCAUUUGGAGCAGCAGCUCGAGACCACUGAACCUCAAACAUGAGCAGAGCAAAGAAAACCCUCCAACCGACGCAAAGGUCGUGACCUCACUCCGUCUUAUACUGUUCUUCCUCCUCCUCUUCCUCCUCCUCAUCAUCAUCAUCAUCAACCGCAGACUGGCUCCGCGCGCGCUGCUCAUCUGGACAGCUGUGGCAGGAAUGAUGCUCGCGCUCACCUUCACCUGCCGCGCGCUGCUGCUCUUCCUGGUCUCGGAGUCUGUUGAGACGGUUCAGACCGACAGGACAGCGCCCUUCCUCAUCACAGAGAACAUGUGGCCUCGGGGUUGUGUCCUGGACUGCCACAGGGGGCGCCACAGAGCUGUGUGUGGGAGCAACGGCAGGCUGUAUAAAUCUCUGUGCUCCUUCCAGAGAGCUCAGUGCAUCAACACACAGCUCCGCCUCGCUCCACGCACACACUGCUCAGACUCGGGUCAGACCAAAUGCCAGCUGGCCCGGGUCCAGGCUCUGGAGGCCAGCUCCCGCAGCGGCGGCCGUCACGUUAGCCCAGCAGCAGCCAUCUUUAUUCCAGAGUGCCACCCUGACGGCCACUUCCUGCCUGUUCAGUGUCACAACCAGACCGGGUACUGCUGGUGCUCCACGGCCGACGGCAAGCCUGUGAGCGGGACCUCAGUCCUCCAUGUGAUCCCCAACUGCACCGAUCACUUGACCACGUUAGCUCAGAGCGUGGAUGCAGCUUCAGCUCCGAUAAAAGAUGACGGCGAUGAACCCGAGCCAACUUCAGUUCCCAGAAAGUCUGCAGAGCUGACAGCUCCUCCGUUCUGGGUCACCAUCCUGAUGAACUCUGACUCCAAAGCUAACCGCUCGGCCCGACGACCCACAGACAGUCCUCAGACGUGUGAGCGCGAGCGGGAGGCGUUGCUCUCUCAGGUGCGUUCAGUCUGGCAGGACGAAGAGCGCUUCAUCCCAGAAUGCACUGCAGACGGACGCUACAGCCCGGCGCAGUGUCAUGCAGCCACAGGCUACUGCUGGUGUGUGAGGGUGGACAGCGGCAGGCCGCUGCCGGGAACCUCUGCAAGGAAUCGUAUCCCAGACUGCACUGGGGCAGAGGAGACUUCAACAGAAAGGAGGAUCAGGGAGAAACCUCUGCCAGGAUGUCCUGGAGCUCGUAAGAAGCAGUUCCUGCAGAGUCUGGUCAGAGCUCUGCAGCUGGAAGCAGUGCAUGCUGGAAGUCUGAGUCCAAACAGAGCCUCAAACAGCUCUUCAUCCUUCAACACUCCCGUCGCUACCACUCCCUCCUCCUCCUCCUGGACUCAGGACAUUGUGUCUCCUGCUGCUCCGGGGACAGGACAGUACUCCAGACCAGAGGAGGCCCUGCGGUGGCAUUUCAGUCAUCUGGAUCUGGACUCCAGCGGGGUGCUGAGUGAACGCGAGGCUCGACCUCUCCGUCAGUUCCUGCGACGAAGGCUGAAGCCGCGACGGUGCGCCAAGAAGUUCUCUCAGUACUGCGACCGAGACGGAGACCGAGGCCUGACGCUGGAGGAGCUGAGGGUCUGCCUGAGCCUCUGAGGGGGGGGGGUCAGAACCAGAAAGCGACAAGACAAAUCACCUGGUGACCGGGGUCAGCUCUUUCUCCUCCACAUCACUGUCACCUCUCGAGAGUCUGAUUACUCAUCCGUUAAAUCACAGACUGUUCACCGCUCA